Molecule: messenger RNA, 993 nt
Organism: Aphanomyces astaci
Lineage: Eukaryota; Oomycota; Saprolegniomycetes; Saprolegniales; Verrucalvaceae
Exons: 3
Coding region: 20-739 (239 amino acids)
Source: RefSeq, a predicted model, not a curated record
CGCGGGCCAGUGCUUUGCCAUGUUGCUGGCGGUCUUACGUCGAGUCGGCAGUCGAUGCAACGCACCUGUCCGCCGACUGUCAUCCAAGACAGACAAGGCACAAGUUGAUGAAAAGAAACCCGUGAGCUUCUUCCUCGCCAAAGAAGACACGCUGACGACGCGCAUUAUGGGGUCCGACUGGGCCGACCGACGAGGCCAACCCAUCUCGUUCAGCAUGAAGCUGUACUGGUCAAUCUUUGGGCUAUUCAUCGUCAAUGGCAUGUAUGCACAAUACACUGGCAAUGACGAGUUUGCGUUGUACCACCAAGUCAGGCAGUCGGUCAAAGAUGCUCUCUUUGGCAAAGCACAGACGAACGAGCACGUGUUUGUGUCUCAAGUCGAAAGUGACAACAGCAAUGACACCGCAACUGUCGCCUCCGAUGAGGCCGCCAUUGCUGCUCCUGUGGUGGAACCCGCCGCCGCUGCCCCCUUGCAAGUCGACGUCCCUACCACCGUGGGACCGAUGGCAGCCCAAAAGUCUGCGGCGCCUCUCUUUGGCAUGCUCAGCCGGACGGGACGACCCGUUCUGACGAAGGAGCAACUCACGCUCGAACUCAAAGCAUUGCGCGACCAAGAGGCGAAGUGCCGACAAGAGUUGAAGGGAGGCAGUUUGCGCAACGUGGAUGUAGUAGUCUCGGAGAUUCACCAGAUCGAACGCUCGAAGGCAGAGCUAAAGCAUCGCAUCAAAGCCCUUGCAUAAUUCCAACAAAACCAACAUGUCACUCACUGUACAAUGAUCAAUUUAUGGUGCACUUGAAAGAGACCUUGUCGUAGAAUGCAGCUUACUCGUCUCUCAGGACCGGGAUUUGAAUUCUGAAAAGUGCUGCAUGAAGCCGAAAGGUGAUUGCCUACGAUUUCAUACUUACAGUUAACCAAUGAAAACACUCCUGUACAAUGAUUGAUCACAAAUCCAUGUUCUGUGCAUGAUGAAAACACUAUUGACGAUCGUCCUUG